AUGGCAAACCAAAACUCUAACAAUCCAAACCCCAAUCAAAAUCAAUUCCAAUUCCAAGGAACUUUUCAUCCCGCCCAAAAUGUUCAACCUAUACCUCAAGAACGACCGGGUGGUAACAAUAACAAUGGACCACCCACACCACCUUUCCAAAACCAAAAUCCCAAUAACAACCAAAGAACACCCCAACACCAAAACCUUCAUCGACAACAAUCCUUACCCCUAAACCUUGAUGACCGGAAUGUCAAUUCCGACCGUCGAGGCAACCGAGAUCGUGGCAAUCCCGCGAACGAAGACCCAUUUUUCAACAUAGAUGACUUGAGGAACGCCAUCCCCGAUGAUGAACCUUAUAGUGUUCCCGGUUAUCAAUCGCCGGAGCAUGUGAGUGUUCAUACAGAAAGUUCGGAUGACGGGGGAUACUAUGAUGAUCGAGUCAAUGAUGACGAAGAUUGGGGAUAUGUGAAUCGGGGUAAUGGCUACAAUGCGAGAAGGUAUGAAGAUGACGAAUUUGGCUACCAAAACGCCGACUAUGUUGAGGAUGAUGAUUAUGGAUAUGGGGAUGGAAGAAAUGAUGGUUACGAAAAUAACCGCCAACCAUGA
Helianthus annuus (common sunflower) is the source of this 597-nucleotide messenger RNA. RefSeq names its product probable cyclin-dependent serine/threonine-protein kinase DDB_G0292550. The coding region runs from base 1 to 597 and encodes 198 amino acids. The record is from RefSeq and is a predicted model, not a curated record. The transcript has a single exon. NCBI's taxonomy places the organism in Eukaryota, Viridiplantae, Streptophyta, Magnoliopsida, Asterales, Asteraceae.